AAAUCAACUCCUGAUCCAACUGACCUAACUCCUGAUCGAGUUAAAUCAACUGCUGAUCCAGUUGACCCAACUGCUGAACCAAUUGAUUCAGCUGAUCCAACUGCUGACUCAACUGAUCUAACUGCUGAGUCGAUUGAUCCAACUACUGAUCUGACUGACCUAACUGCUGAUCCAGUCGAACCAACUGACCUAACUACUGACCCAAAUGAUCCAACUGACCCAACUGGUGAUCCAAAUGCUGAACCAAUCGAUCCAACUGCUGAUCCAACUCUUGAACCAAUUGAUGCAACUUCAAAUCCAAUUGAUCCAACUGCUGAACCAACUGACCCAAUUGUAGAACUGAUUGAUCCAACUGUUGAACAAACUCUCAAAAUUUCUGAACCAACUGCUGAACCUUCUGACCAAAAUGCUGAACCAGGUGAUCCAAUUAGUAAGUCAACUCAUCCAACUGUUGAUCCUACUGACCCAACUGUUAAACCAGUCGACUCAACUGCUGAACCAACUGACCUAACUGCUGAUACAAGCGUUGAACCAAUCGAUCCAACUGCUGAUCCAUCUGAUCUAACUCUUGAACCAGUUGACCCAACUGCUGAGGCACUUGAACAAACUGUUGAACUCACUGACCAAGCUGCUGAACAAACUGGACAAACUACUAAACCAACUGACAAAACUGUUGAACCAACUGGCCCAACUGCUAAAUCAAGUGACAUAAGUGCUGAACCAACUGAUCGAACUACUGAUCCGACUGACACAACUUCUGAAUCAACUGACCCAACUGUUGAACCAACUGAAAAAACUGUUAAAUCAACUGACCCAACUGCUAAACUCACUGACCAAGCUGCUGAACAAACUGGACAAAUUACUAAACCAACCGACAAAACUGUUGAACCAAUUGACCCAACUGCUAAAUCAAGUGACAUAAGUGCUGAACCAAGUGGCCCAAUGGCUAAAUCAACUGACCCAACUGUUGAACCAAUUGACCAAACUGCUGAACCAACUGACUCAACUAUUAAAUCAAUUGACCCAACUCCUGAACUAAUUCAUCCAACUGCUGUUCCCACCGACCCAACUGCUGAUCCAACUGACCCAACUGCUGACCCAGUUGAUCUAACUGACCCAACUGGUGAACCAAUUGACCCAACGGUUAAACCCACUGACCAAGCUGCUGAACUAACUGACCAAACUGUUAAACCAACUGACAAAUUUGCUGAACCUACUGACCCAACUGCUAAAUCUACUGACCUAACUGCUGAACCAGGUGAUCGAACUACUGAUCCGACUGACACAACUUCUGAAUCAACUGACCCAACUGUUGAACCAACUGACAAAACUGCUAAAUCAACCGACCAAACUGCUAAACCAAUUGAUCCAACUGCUGAUCUAACUCUUGAACCAGUUGACCCAACUGCUGAGGCACUUGACCAAACUGUUGAACUCAUUGACCAAGCUGCUGAACAAACUGGACAAACAACUA
Messenger RNA from Owenia fusiformis, 1474 nucleotides. Lineage: Eukaryota; Metazoa; Annelida; Polychaeta; Sabellida; Oweniidae. The record is from the annotation of a GenBank genome assembly.